AUGCACAGGACACCCCCCGGCACCCCCAGCAUCAGUCAAGACGGUACUAGAGGAGAUCAGAUUCGAAAUCCGCAGCUCAAUGUGCCACCACUCGACGUGCUUCGGCCCAAGCUGCUACCGCUCGACGAGCUUCCACUCAAGCUGCUACCACUCGACAUGUUGCCGCUAGACCUGCUUCUCCUCGACGUGUUGUCGCUCAACGUGCUGCCGCUCGAUGUGUUCCCUUGCCAGCGGACACAAAAGCGCCCAUCCUUCGCAUGGUCUCGAGACACCUCUCCUUCGACACCCUCACUCCACUAUUCGACGAGGUCGAGCCCCCUCGGCAUCUUGAUUCAAGCAGGAGAGAUUACAAUCGGACCUCAUACAAUGGAUGCCAAUUGGAUAAUGCCGUUUCUUUAUAAAGAAAAUGUUGUCAUGGACAUGAGAUGGUGGGUCAAGAACGCAAGUCUGCUGGAAACUUGCACAAACGCUGGGGACCGAGGCCGCAAGAGGGGCGGCGUCUAA
This is a messenger RNA of Mytilinidion resinicola, 504 nucleotides long. RefSeq lists its product as uncharacterized. NCBI's taxonomy places the organism in Eukaryota, Fungi, Ascomycota, Dothideomycetes, Mytilinidiales, Mytilinidiaceae. The record is from RefSeq and is a predicted model, not a curated record. The coding region runs from base 1 to 504 and encodes 167 amino acids. The transcript has 3 exons.